AUGCCGAACGAAGAAGCAAUUGAGCUUCCGAAACCGGAGAAUAGCCAUUUAGAGGUAAUACGGCAAGAUCAAUCACUAUUUGAAAUCCCAGACCAUAUAGACAAGAUUUUGGACCGCAAGUUCGACCGCCAUAUCGUUCCUUGGCUCUUCGGCAUAUGGCUAUUCGCGUUUAUCGAUAGAAGUAAUAUUGGGAACGCAAAGAUCGAUGGUCUUAUCGAGGACCUGGGUCUGGACGGCAACAAGUUCAACAUUGCCCUCGUCGUUUUCUAUAUUCCUUACAUCUUGGUUGACGUGCCCAGCAAUUGGGCUGUCAAACACGUCCGUGCAGGGAUUUUCCUUCCCGGUUUGAUUACUGCUUGGGGUCUAACCAGCACCUUUCUGGGCUUUACAAAGUCAUUUUCCGGUCUGGUAGUCGCCCGUUUAGCCCUUGGACUCUGCGAAGGCGGCUUACUGGGAGGCAUGGUUGUAUACUUGGCCAUGUUCUACCGCCGUCAUCAAAUGCUUUAUCGUAUCGGUUUGUUUUACUGUGCUGCUCCAUUGAGUGGUGCAUUUGGUGGGCUUUUAGCAACUGGCUUGGCUAAAAUCGAACAUGGCGGCUAUAACAACUGGCCUUGGAUCUUUUUCAUUGAGGGAAUUAUUACAACGAUUUUUGGCAUUAUUUGCUUCUUUACAAUGCCUCAUACUCCUGCAGAGGCCAAGUUUCUGACCGAGGAUGAAAGAGCUGUGGCGCUGCAGCGCAUGAUUCAAGAUUCCCAUGGUGCCACUAAUGUCGAGAACGUCAAUGAAGAACAUUUCAAUUGGCACUGGGUACGCAUGGCCAUGCUCUCUCCGCAGACUUGGCUUUCCUCCUUUUCUUGGUUUUUUCUCUUGAUUCCGCUCUAUAGCUACUCCCUCUUCUUGCCGUCUAUUAUCUCGGGAAUGGGGUACAAAUCGACCACAGCUCAAUUGUUCACAGUGCCACCAAACAUUGCAGCUUUUAUCCUAGUCCUUCUGACAUCUACCCUCUCGGAUAAGAUUAAGGCGCGAGGUCCAAUUAUGGUUGUAUGUUGUAUCCUGGCCAUGGCUGGGUAUACUAUGCUUCUUGCCUCCAAGGCGAACAGUGUUCGUUAUGGAGGUACAUUUCUAGUUGCUAUUGGAGUAUACCCGGGCUCUCCCAUGAUCAUGGGAUGGUUAUCCAACAAUUUGGCGCCUCAUUAUGUUCGGGCAACAGGCAUUGGGUUUCAGAUUGCCUUUGCUAACUGUUCCGCAUUUAUUGCUACAUUUAUUUAUCUAUCACAAGAUGCACCUGACUACACGUUGGGACACUCUGUGAGUUUGGGCUCUCUCGUGCUCUGCGUCAUCACCGUCAUUCUACAAAUCUUCUAUUGUCGAUGGGAGAACAAACAGCGAGAAAAUGGUUUGCGAGAUCACCGGCUCGGCGAAGGAAGUGAGCAUUGGCUGGGCCAUAAACAUCCUGCAUUUCGGUAUACGAUCUAG
Messenger RNA from Talaromyces rugulosus, 1476 nucleotides. RefSeq lists its product as uncharacterized. Bases 1 to 1476 code for a protein of 491 amino acids. Gene Ontology annotation, molecular function: transmembrane transporter activity. The transcript has 6 exons. Gene Ontology annotation, cellular component: membrane. Lineage: Eukaryota; Fungi; Ascomycota; Eurotiomycetes; Eurotiales; Trichocomaceae. The record is from RefSeq and is a predicted model, not a curated record. Gene Ontology annotation, biological process: transmembrane transport.